CUCACCAACCGAAUGCUCCAGAGACAUAUUUUCCUGCAUUUCUCGCGAUUCUUUGGAGUGCGCUUGCUGCUCGGAUAGUUCAUUUGAAACCCUACCGCUCUCUUUGAUCCUUGUUAGCGGCGAUUCCGGCGAGCGGAGAUGUCGCUUCGCGUUCUCAACCCUAAUGCCGAGGUCCUCAACAAGUCGGCGGCGCUUCAUAUGAAUAUCAACGCCGCCAAGGGUUUGCAGGAUGUGCUCAAGACUAAUCUUGGUCCCAAGGGCACCAUCAAGAUGCUUGUCGGAGGGGCGGGGGAUAUCAAGCUGACCAAGGAUGGGAAUACCCUUUUGAAAGAAAUGCAAAUUCAGAACCCGACGGCGAUCAUGAUCGCGAGAACAGCCGUUGCUCAGGAUGAUACAAGUGGGGACGGUACCACUUCCACUGUGCUCUUCAUUGGCGAACUUAUGAAGCAGUCGGAGCGAUACAUUGAUGAAGGGAUGCAUCCAAGAGUAUUAGUUGAUGGGUUUGAGAUUGCUAAAAGAGCAACUAUUGAGUUUUUAGAGAAAUUCAAAACACCUGUUGUCAUGGGUGAGACGCCAGAUAAAGAGAUACUGAAAAUGGUUGCAAGAACAACUCUUAGGACAAAGUUAUAUGAAGCAUUGGCAGAUCAAUUAACUGACAUUGUUGUUAAUGCGGUGCUCUGCAUCCGUAAACCUGAUGAGCCAAUUGACCUUUUUAUGGUGGAGAUAAUGCAUAUGCGCCACAAAUUUGAUGUUGAUACUCGUUUGGUAGAGGGUCUUGUCCUUGAUCAUGGAUCUAGACAUCCUGAUAUGAAGCGGAGGGCAGAAAAUUGUUAUAUCUUGACAUGCAACGUGUCAUUGGAGUAUGAGAAAAGCGAAGUAAAUGCAGGUUUUUUCUACUCGAAUGCUGAGCAGAGAGAAAAGAUGGUUGCUGCUGAAAGACGUCAAGUUGAUGAGAGAGUAAAAAAAAUCAUUGAAUUAAAGCAAAAGGUUUGCUCUGGCAAUGAAAGUAAUUUUGUUGUGAUCAAUCAGAAGGGCAUUGAUCCUCCAUCUUUGGAUCUUCUGGCUAGAGCAGGGAUUAUUGCUCUUCGAAGAGCGAAGAGGAGAAAUAUGGAAAGACUAAUAUUGGCUUGUGGCGGUGAAGCUGUUAAUUCAGUUGAUAGCUUAACCCCAGAUUGUCUUGGUUGGGCUGGGCUUGUUUAUGAGCAUGUCCUUGGGGAGGAGAAGUACACUUUUGUUGAGAACGUGAAAAAUCCUCACUCUUGUACAAUUUUGAUUAAAGGACCUAAUGAUCACACAAUUGCACAAAUCAAGGAUGCUGUACGUGAUGGUCUCAGAUCUGUUAAGAAUACGCUUGAGGAUGAGGCUGUUAUACUGGGGGCUGGGGCUUUUGAGGUUGCAGCCAGACAGCAUUUGAUCAAUAAUGUCAAGAAGACUGUUCAAGGGCGGGCUCAACUUGGAGUUGAAGCAUUUGCGGACGCUCUAAUGGUUGUACCGAAGACAUUAGCGGAGAAUUCUGGCCUGGACACUCAGGAUGUCAUCAUUUCUUUAAAGAAUGAACAUGAUAGAGGAAACGUUGUGGGUUUGAACCAUCACACUGGAGAACCAAUUGAUCCCCAGAUGGAAGGCAUCUUCGACAAUUACUCUGUUAAACGCCAAAUUAUCAACUCCGGGCCUGUCAUAGCUUCCCAGUUGCUGUUGGUGGAUGAGGUAAUUCGUGCCGGUCGAAACAUGAGGAAGCCAACUUAAUUUCAAUUUUUGCUCCAUUGCCUUUUUUGGUUUUUUUCCUCUUUGCUUUAGGCAUGACGCCUCUUAGUUUUUGAGGUGGCUAUGUGAAUCUACUGCAGCUAAUAGUUUUGUUCUGCUCUGAUGUGGUAAGGUGUGUGUGUGAUUUUGUAGGUGGAUCUAAACUUAAUUUGUUUGAUUUCUGAGUGAAAUACUGAUCAAAUUUUGUUCUGAUAAUGCACUUUUUGGUCA
Messenger RNA from Dendrobium catenatum, 1974 nucleotides. RefSeq names its product T-complex protein 1 subunit zeta 1. Gene Ontology annotation, biological process: protein folding. The transcript has 15 exons. The coding region runs from base 139 to 1746 and encodes 535 amino acids. Gene Ontology annotation, molecular function: ATP-dependent protein folding chaperone; ATP hydrolysis activity; ATP binding. The record is from RefSeq and is a predicted model, not a curated record. Lineage: Eukaryota; Viridiplantae; Streptophyta; Magnoliopsida; Asparagales; Orchidaceae. Gene Ontology annotation, cellular component: chaperonin-containing T-complex.